CUCUCCUCUCCUGUCCGCCGCUUCCCGCUCCUCCGUCUCCGUCCGCCGCCUCCCCUGGGUAUAUGCUGGCACGAAUCGGUCUGCUGCAGCUCUCACUGCCCGCCGUUGUCGGAUUCGCCCCCAAUCCCUCGGUCUCCGUCGACGACCUGUGCGAAGCUCUCGCAACCUACGCCAACGACGGCUGCGGAAUGGACACGACGGGGAAGGACAAGCGUGCGUGCGUCGUCGAGCUGUCGGUCUUCUCCGGGAGCGAUGGCGCGCUCAGCACCGAUGAGGCGGUGGCGGCUCUCGAUACGAUCCCGGAUGCCGUACUCACGGCAAUUGAAGCGGUCGACGUCGGCGCGACUUGCAAACGCGAACACUUGCAAAGCUCUGGUUCCGACCUCCUGGACAUGUUCUUGUACCGCGCCAACUGGAGGCUCUUAGUCGGUGACUCGGCGCGCCGCGGAUGUGCUUCGGCAUGUGCUUGCUUCGGCAUGUGCUUGCAUGAGGUCACGGCGCCGAAGCGAGAAUACAUCCCCGCCGAAGCGAGAAUACCAGCUACCGCCCGGGGCGCCGGAAUGGGCAGUGUCUAGGCUGCGCGAAGCGGCGCAGCACGUCCUUUAGUUUCGGAGCCUCCAGAGACGCCGUGGGGGCGAAUGGUAGUUUGAGUGAGGUUGAGCGGGACACGCACUACUUGUUCGACUCGGCCGGUGGGCUGGCUUAGUUAUGCCGAUCCGGCACAGGGGUGUACCAUGGUAUGUAGACUCCUCUGCGUUACUACCUGUGCCUCUCUGUGUGCGUGUAGCGUUUUUGCCCCUUUGCUGCCGCGACUGUGCCAUUGAGCGAUUUGUGUGCUGUGAAUGUUGUGAGCUGUGAGCUGUGAGCUGUGAGCUGUGAGGCCCGCAGCUAUAGAUUUUGUAUCCCGAGGCGGUGCCCGGCGGGGUUGGACUAUAGAUUUUGUAUCCCAUUUGAGUGUGUACACAUCUCCCUUUAUUAUU
This is a messenger RNA of Emiliania huxleyi CCMP1516, 980 nucleotides long. RefSeq lists its product as hypothetical. Lineage: Eukaryota; Haptophyta; Isochrysidales; Noelaerhabdaceae. The transcript has a single exon. Bases 63 to 575 code for a protein of 170 amino acids. The record is from RefSeq and is a predicted model, not a curated record.